AUGUCCCAACAGACAUAAUAGUGUUCAAACUGUAAAGCAUAAAUAGCAGAAUCUGUCUUUGCAUUGCAUGAAAUUUAUUGCAUUCGUAAUAAUAUUGAAUGUAAGAGAUGCAGAUAAUUUUAUGAUAAAAACGAUCCUUAAUCUCAUGAAGAAGAAUUUCAUAAAGGUACUGUAUGUGAGUUUUGUAAGGAAAUAUUCUCAGGUACUUCAUAUCAUCUAUUUAGAUAUUUCCAAACAUACAAAAUGUCUUAAACAACCCGUCUAAUGUAUUCAUUGUGGAUUGGAUUAAACUAAGGAUUAAAUAUUUUAACAUGAAAACAUAUGUGGUAGCAGAACAGAAAAGUGUGAUAUUUGCAAAUAAUAUAUAAUGAUUAGAGAAUUAGUUAAACAUACUGGGACAUGUGUUCCUCCAAAACCAAAAGAAUUAGUUUAAGAAAAACAACCAACUUAAAAAGCAGUUGAAAAUAGAUAAAAUUCAUAAUAACCACAAUAAAAUGUUCAUAUUCCUAAGCCUGAUUAUAAGCAUUUAGAUUAAAAGUAUAAAUAUCAAGCCGAAGCAGAGGUUAGUAGACCUUAACAAUAAGUGCAAGCUAAGCAUGAGAUUUUUGGUUAUGAAAAACCUUCACUUCCAUAUAAUUAAUAAUAAUAAGCUUAAUAAUAAUACUAAUAGUAGGUUUAAUAAAUAAAAUAACCAAUCAGCAAGUAUGAUAAACCUAUUGAAACAAGAGCAGAUCAUUAUUCUUAAAAUAAGAAAAAUCCACAAUAAUAUUACAAUUUUAGUUAAUAAUAAUAAAUUUUAGCUGAACAAAAAAGUAAACCAAAAGAUUAACCACUUUAACCUACAACAAAUGUUAUUAAACGAUAAGCAUCCGGUAAUUAAGAGAUUAGAAAUGGAUAUCCUUAAUUAGAAAAAAAUCCUGAUAAAUAUGCUAUCUAAUUCUCUAAUUAAUAGAAAUAUCCAGAUAGAAAGGCCAAUGAACCUAGAUAAUACGAUCCUAAUUCCUAUAUGAAUAGAUAAUAAGAAAAUAAAUAUUAUGAUAAUAAAUAAUUAGAGAAUCGAGGAUUUGACAAAAAGCAAUCAGAUCAAAAUUUGCAAAGACAAUAUAGUCAACAACCAUAACAAAAACAUUAGUAUAAUUAAUUUUAAAAAUUAUAGAUAAUAGCCUAAAGCACUUGAUGAUGAUAUAGAUUAUUUAGCUUUGGGUUUAACAAGGGAAGAAAUUGAAUAAUAGAAGGCAUAUUUAGAGAGUUUGCAGUAGUAAAGAAAACCUUAAGAAUCUUAACCAAAACCAUUAGAAUAUAAGCCAAGGUCAGAUUAUUACUAGGCAGCAAGAGCAUAUAAAUGAU
Molecule: messenger RNA, 1347 nt
Organism: Paramecium sonneborni
Lineage: Eukaryota; Ciliophora; Oligohymenophorea; Peniculida; Parameciidae
Source: the annotation of a GenBank genome assembly